UGAAGCAGCCCAGGGUUUUUCUGAAGGUGUGUUGCGAGGGAAAUAAAAACUGCAGACUCUUUCUGGAACCAAAUACAUUUAACCAAAUAGCCCAAAAUUUGCCGGACACCCACUGUGGCAGGUGUGCUUGUUGUACAAGUCUUCUGAAAAAGGCCCUCGUUAGCUGCAGAGAGAGAGGGAACAGCCAUGCGUCUGCUGUUAUAAUGGAUCGCAACAGGACAGGCAUGAACAGAAAUGAAAGAUACCGCCACUAUAAAAAUGUGGAGGAGCAUGAGUACGACGUGGUGGAUGACCAGGCGGAAGUGAUUCGUGUGCACAUACUUCCUGCAAGACCCAUAAAUGAAGAGAGAGAGUAUGCAGACAGGGUUCUCCCAAGGUCAUCGUCGGCUCAGAGCCUCUCAUCACCCUGCACUGGUAACUUCAACAUCCUCCCAAGAGAAAUCCCACCUACUUCAGUCAGCAGACCUGCAAUAAAUAGAGACCUGAAGCCCGGCAGAAGAAAGAUCAAAUCAGAUAAGAAGUUCACACCUGUGCUGCCAGGAGAGCAGCGCCCACGCAGGCGAUCUCCAUCACCUCCAAAAGAGAUAAUGAAUCACCUGCCUGGUCUGACUAUAGGCGAAUCCUGCAGGAGAGCUGGACAGAGAGCAACUAAAAAAGUGGAAUUACGUUCACAUAUCAAAGGUCUACAGCGUGCUGAGAGUGUUUCAUCCCUGCAUACCAAUCUAAGACAUUCUCUGGAUUUGGAAACUCAUAAUUUAGAAACAAGGUCACAACAAAACCUAGAAAGGGUGCCAUCAAAACGUCAUCAUGAGUGGCCUCAGACCAAAGAAGACUGUGACCAACAUGACUUUGUUCCAAAGGAAAAGCCUCAACAGACGUACAGUGAAGAAGACUGGUAUGUUGGGGCUUGUUCUCGAGCUGAUGCCGAGCACGCCUUGCACCUGGUGAACAAGGACGGAGCCUUUUUGGUACGAGACUGCUCCGUCAACACCAACAGGGAGCCCUUGGUGUUGGUUGUGUAUCACGAGAAGAAGGUUUACAAUAUAAAAAUCAGAUUCAUUGAGACCUCCGGAAAGUACGCCCUGGGAACGGGACAACGAUCAAAUGAUAUGUUUGACUCUGUCGCAGAUAUCAUCAAGAUUCACACCAUAUUCCCAAUAUUACUCAUCAGCGGGAGAACCAUGCCCGGAGGCAAAUGUCCAGAUAACUGUGUGCUGACUUAUCCCUUAACAAAAAGGGAUGUUAACCAGCUGCUGCAAUAAACUGUGAAACAUCCCAGCAAAGAAAAUCUGACAUGGAAACUUCAGCUCAGCCAAGAAAUCUUUAGGACCUCCAAGACGUUAAUAAUUAUUUUUUUAAAUGUUAAUAAAAACACACUGGAUUGACAUAAUAUAUUUACUGUGUGUAGAGUAAUACAUAAAACCCAGAGCCGCUUCAGAGCAUUUACCACCUAUUUUCAUUAAUUUGUGAAUAUUUAAAAAGCCAGUAUGUAACCAUGCUUGUUUUUCUAUGUCAUAAGCACAUUUUUCUGGUAAUAUUUUCCACUAUUAUUAAGAAUACAUUUAUGCCCCAGUGGCCUUGCUCUUUAUUUUGACCUGAUUCAGAUAAAAGCUAUGAGCUCAUGCUGUACCUAUCCGUGCAAUAACCGGCUGGGUCUCCUGUCAAGCUUGACUCAACACAAUAUGUGAACCACACUCCAACACAUCUCCAACAUUCAUUUCUUGGCAAUGUACAUUAGUUACACAGAGUAUAAUCUUCAGAAAAGUUCACCACAAACACCAUCUGGUUGGAACCCAAAACACCCACUCAAGGACAUGAUAAGCGUGUUGGGUAAAAGCUGUCUGAGUAUGCAAAAAUUGUGAAAAGUGUUUGCUUGUGCCAAUAAAAAAAAUGUCU
Anoplopoma fimbria (sablefish) is the source of this 1896-nucleotide messenger RNA. RefSeq names its product cytokine-dependent hematopoietic cell linker. Bases 204 to 1262 code for a protein of 352 amino acids. The record is from RefSeq and is a predicted model, not a curated record. The transcript is spliced from 17 exons. NCBI's taxonomy places the organism in Eukaryota, Metazoa, Chordata, Actinopteri, Perciformes, Anoplopomatidae. Gene Ontology annotation, biological process: cell surface receptor protein tyrosine kinase signaling pathway; intracellular signal transduction.